GCGCUCUGUGCGCAUGUGCGAAGGUGUCCAAACUGACAAUGCUGGGGCGAUGAAGAUAGUGUGCGGCCGCUUCUGGACUCAGGGAGCAGGAGCGGGGCUCCGCGCGCCGGCACCAUGCGAUCCAAGGCGAGGGCGCGGAAGCUAGCCAAAAGUGACGGUGACAUUGUAAAUAACAUGUACGACCCGGACCCCGACCUGCUGGCGGGCGAGAGCGCCGAGGACGAGACCGAGGACAGCAUCAUGUCCCCCAUCCCCAUGGGGCCCGCCUCCCCCUUCCCCACCAGCGAGGACUUCACCCCCAAGGAGGGCUCGCCCUACGAGGCCCCCGUCUACAUCCCCGAGGACAUCCCCAUCCCGCCGGACUUCGAGCUCCGGGAGUCCUCGAUCCCGGGCGCCGGCCUGGGCAUCUGGGCCAAGAAGCGGAUGGAGGUCGGGGAGCGCUUCGGCCCCUACAUGGUGGCGCCCCGGGCCACGCUGAAGGAGGCCGACUUCGGAUGGGAGCAAAUGCUGACUGAGGCGGAGGUGUCGUCGCAGGAGGGCUGCGUCCAAAAGGUAGGAGAGCUGCUCCGGCCUCCGCUGGCCUCGCCGAGGGCGUCCCUGAGCGGUCGGUGUCUGUGGCCUGCUCGGGUCCCAGACGGCCGUUCCCUGUCAUCGGGACGGGGUUUGGUUUCGCCGUGUGGGCGGGUGGGGAUCGCUGAGCUCCCGAGAACAAGCAGAGCCCUGUACCUGCGGGAAUGCUCCCGGCCAGGGGACGCGCGAAGCUGA
This is a messenger RNA of Miniopterus natalensis, 765 nucleotides long. NCBI's taxonomy places the organism in Eukaryota, Metazoa, Chordata, Mammalia, Chiroptera, Miniopteridae. The record is from RefSeq and is a predicted model, not a curated record.